AUGAAUAAAAAACUUUCUGAUCUUCGUAACGCUAUUAAAAGGAUACGAUUUAAGCCCGGAGAACCUGCAUAUCUUGUCUCGAUGUCAUUCUUCAACGAGUUGGAACAAAGUGCAAAAACGAAUUUUCCAGUCACAAUCAUUGAUAACUCAUCACUGUUCAAAAAAGAGACAUUUAAGCCUAAUUUGAAGGAAGGUGUCGAUUACAUUACAGUUAAUCAAGAUAUUUGGGAUUCUUUACAAAUGGAAUACGAAAUUAAGCGUGAAGCCAGGGUCAAAGUCCUUGACAAUGGCCAUCCUGAAUUAUAUCCACUGAAUAUAACAGUUACAUAUAAAAAUCAAUCUCGUAGCAUGAUUAUUAGCAGAAAUGCAGAUAUGUCUAACUUAUUGUUACGUGUUAUCAUGGAAUUUAUGAUACCACAAGAUCAACCAUUCGAUUUAUAUACUACUUCAUCAAAAGAACCAUUACCAUUAGAAGGAAAUGUUGUAGAUGUACUUAAAUCAAAUUAUAAAGUCGAUGUUCGUCCAGUAGAACGCAAAAAAUCAGAUGCACCAGAGAAAGUCAAAGGAAUCAAGACAUUAUACCAAACAUUUACACCAGAAAAAACUACAAAUCAAGAAAAUAUUUCACAAGAACAGACAUCCGCAGAAAAAGAAUCAGAAAAGAACGAUGAAAAUGACGAACAACAGACAGCUACCCAACCAGAAAUGGAAAAACCAAAAGUAAAACCAUGUGGAAUGUUAAAUCUCGGUAAUACAUGUUAUUUGAACGCUUCUAUACAAUGCCUAGCUUCUAUACCACAAUUUGUACCAGCAUUACAAUCAGUAGAUAGUCCACAACAUAAAAUAACCCAUGCACUAAAUUUUGUUCUUAAUACACUCCACGAAAGAACCAAUGCUUCAUUUGAUCCAACCAAUUUCAAGUCCCAGCUUGGCGAAUUCAUCCCUCUUACGCGUGGUUUCGAGCAACAAGACGCCCAUGAAUUUACAACCGCUUUAAUUGAGAAGUUACAAAGUGAAGUUCCCUCUGUUGCGUCACUUUUCUUCGGUCGCAUGAUUUUCCAAACUGUAUGCGAUAACUGCCACAAAGUUACAGAAUCGACUGAAGCCUUUACAUCCUUAAGUCUUCCUGUUGCUUCUGCUAGAAGAGUUUCAUUUGUUCCAUGGUCGAUGGACUCUCCAAUGACCAAAAUGUUCCAACCUCCGAAAACAAUCAAUCAUAUUUUGGUAGGAGAUGAAAAUGAACAUUAUAAAAUCAUUGAAUGGCCAGCAUUGAACUUUGAUGAUGUUUAUGCAUUGGAAAUCCCUCAGAACAUGAAGUCAAACAAAAGCCUUGCAAUAGUAAGAGUCAGAACAACAGAUGGAGGACAUUUCUUGACUUCUCCAAUUUUGGUCGAAGUUCCUUUAGGCGAAAAAGUGUCACCAACAAGAUUGGUCGGAAUUGUAGGGUCCAGAAUCAAUAAUUUGUGGGUGAAGGAGUUCCAGCAACAAGCGACACAGAACUGGAGAAUUGCUGUUGGAUACGAGCGCUUCAAGAAACCACAAGAAGGUCUUUUGUGCUCUGAAGAAAUCGUUGUAGAAGUCAAGUCAAGUUUCACUUUCCCAGAAAAAGGAUUCAAAGAUAUAAGAUCUAAUUAUUCCUUGACAACUGCAAGCCUUUCUGACUUGAUUACAACAUUCUUGGCACCAAGCAGACUGGACCAAAACAAUACUUGGAAGUGCCCAUACUGCGAGGAAUCGACAAGGGCUGUUAGAACAGCUCAAAUUGUCUCGAGUCCGGACGUUUUGUUGGUCCAACUCAAACGGUUUUCGGUUGGAAAAUUAAAAGUUGAUAGAGAUGCGACAUCUGUCGAAUUGCCUCAGAAUAUAGAGUUGGCAGGUAAGUCAUUCGUACUUAGAGGUGUUGCCAACCACUCUGGAGGAACAGGUGCUGGUCAUUACACUGCACUUUGCAAGAGAGGAAAUUUCGUAUUUAAUUUCAAUGACUCGAAGGUGUCUGUAUCACAAGGUUUCCCAGCUGAAUCAUAUGGAGCUUAUGUUCUCUUCUAUUCCGUUGAAUGUGAAGAAAAACAAUAA
Trichomonas vaginalis G3 is the source of this 2073-nucleotide messenger RNA. Its product is annotated as ubiquitinyl hydrolase protein. The coding region runs from base 1 to 2073 and encodes 690 amino acids. Lineage: Eukaryota; Parabasalia; Trichomonadida; Trichomonadidae. The record is from RefSeq and is a predicted model, not a curated record. Gene Ontology annotation, molecular function: cysteine-type deubiquitinase activity. Gene Ontology annotation, biological process: protein deubiquitination. The transcript has a single exon.